This is a messenger RNA of Schizophyllum commune H4-8, 3417 nucleotides long. RefSeq names its product P-loop containing nucleoside triphosphate hydrolase protein. Gene Ontology annotation, molecular function: RNA binding; metal ion binding; 5'-3' RNA helicase activity. Bases 276 to 3290 code for a protein of 1004 amino acids. The record is from RefSeq and is a predicted model, not a curated record. Lineage: Eukaryota; Fungi; Basidiomycota; Agaricomycetes; Agaricales; Schizophyllaceae. The transcript is spliced from 8 exons.
GACCUUGUCUUCGUACUCUACGUUCAUUUCUGGGUCGAAGCUACGAAGGCCCGGAAGGCCUGCGUAGGGACUCGUACUCUGGGCGCGUAUUCUAGCUGGAAUCUUCGUGCCGGACAUCUCUGGGUUCAUCUGCCUCGAGAGCGUACAACAGCCGCUCUUUCUCCGCUCCAACAGGGUCACCGACGGGCGGCUAUCAGCGAUAGCGUACAAUCGCUCUACUAGGGCUGCUCCAUUACUCUGGGGACCACGCGCGCUGCACGCUGCUCUCGACCACCAUGCCCUCAGGCGGGAACGGAGGCCCUGCGCGCUACCCAGGCUCGUGCCGAGACUUUCCAGAGGGACUGUGUACCGCUGGUGACCUCUGUCGAUUUCGGCAUGAUCUGUGCAAGUGUAGCUGUGGUCUGAUUCUGCCGUUCGGCAAUCUGCGCCAGCAUCAACGAGGGCGGAGGCAUCAGGCUUUGCUAGAGAAGCACCAAGAAGCAGAGCAAAGACGCGCCUAUACAGCCGACGCUGGGCGUCCUCCUCCUCGCAGAGCGGAACCUCCGCCAGCCAGAGCCGCGAAGAUAACCUGCGAGACCUGCGGUGCGGAGGUGCAUCCUGCGCAGAUACAGCGGCAUCGACACCAGCAUAUUCAGGACGAUAUUGCUGCUACCCAGGCACUUCUCUACGAGGACAAGAAUGGCAUAGCCGUCACUCCGGGCGAUGGUAUCCAUUUUGGCGUCGUCGACGAAUUCGAGGAGCCCAGCCGGAGCCCUCGCGUCAACCUUACCCUUGCGAAGACGGCUGGUGAGGAGUCGCGUAUCUUGCUGAUGAAGUGGUGGAUGGAGUCGUCCAAGCGCAAAGACGCGCUUGGAGAGCACUUUUCCGUCUCCCUACUGGGCAAUGGGCCGUGGAUCAAGACCGGGCGACCGAGGGCGGUUACGGUUACCCUCCAUCCAAGCUAUGUCGGCAACUUCGACGACACCGUGUACUUGCGUUUCCUGGACGUCGCGCAGCGUACGCGCCCCUUUGUCAUUGCGCGGAAGGUCAGCGCCGUCAUCGGCUCGCGUCAAGAUCACGAGCAGCUGCGCCCCGCCGCUCCCUACGCGCGGCGCCAGAUGCCCGCCGGGUUCUUCGAGGGGGCCAUCGUGAAGGGCACGCGCCCGGAGGUGUGGUCCAAGACGGUGUGGAAGCGACCUUUGGGGCAGUACGAACCCCCCAAGGCCCUCAUCGAAGCCGUCUACGGCACUGAACGUGGAAGGAGAGCUCAGUCGGAGAGGGCGACGCUGUCGCUCUUGCAGAACCAAUUUCUCCCGCGAUUCGGGUGGGAGAAGUAUGGAGAGUACUUCCAGGUACUGCUUCAUGUGGAGGAAGAGCAGCAGCGGCAGGAUCUGGAGAGCUAUGCGAUGGAAAGCGUGGAGCUGAAGGCGAAUUAUCCGAAUUAUGAGCUGCAAGUGCAGGGGCUAUCCGAGGGCCGCCCCAGCGUGCUCGUCGGCGACUUCAUCGAAAUUCGCCGCUCGGGGGAACGCAACGCCCCUUGGUUCCAAGGCCGUGUUCACGCAGUCAUGCUCGAAGCCGUCAAGCUCCGUUUCCCAGAAGAGUUCAGCACCUACCGCGGCUCCAAAUUCGACGUCCGCUUCGUGCUCAACCGCCUCUCCUAUCGGCGCAUGCACGAUGCGCUCGUCAACAAGAACAAGCCCAUGCGUAUCCUCUUCCCCACCGAGAAGCACCUGCAGGUGCGCGGGCCCGUCGCGCAGGCGCGAGUGGACGCGAUCGUGCCCGUGAACCGCGCAAUUGCGGAUGAUGAGGAGCAGCUGCGUACCAUUGCUGCCGUGCUGAGGCUGCCGCCCGGAUCGCCCCCGCUUAUCGUCUUCGGCCCGCCGGGCACGGGGAAAACGUCGACCAUCGUCGAGGCGAUUCACCAGCUACUGCAGCGCGAUCCAAAUACGCGCAUCCUCGCCUGCGCGCCGAGCAACACCGCUGCGGACGGCCUCGCGCAGAAGCUGUCGGGCGCGCUGCUCGAUAGGACGCAGCUAUUCCGGCUGAACUCGCUCUCGCGCAAGGUCUCCGAUCUCCCGCAAGCACUCAAGAAAUUCUGCCUCAUCAACGACAACACGGUGUUCGCCGUGCCCCCGAAAGACGUCCUCGCAUCCUACCGCGUCGUCGUCUCGACGUGCAUCACUGCGGGCGUGCCCUCGGGCCUCGGAAUCCGCGCGGGGCACUUUGACUGGAUUUUCAUUGAUGAGUGCGCGCAGGCGACGGAGCCGGCGGCGAUGAUCCCGCUGAAGACCCUCGUUGACAAGAGCACGAAUGUGGUGCUGGCGGGGGACCCGCAGCAGUUGGGGCCGAUUGUGCAUUCGAAGUUUGCGAACACGCUGGGCUUGAAGGAGAGUUAUAUGGGGAGGUUGAUGGAGCAGCAGGAGGUGUACGAUUUGAAGAAGUGGCAGGGGGUGACGAUCAUGAAGCUGAUCAAGAGCUUCCGGUCGCAUCCUGCGCUGCUCGACUACUCGAACAGGCGCUUCUACAACGGCGAGCUCAUCGCCAGCGCGGACCCAAUUCUAACGCACAGUCUGGAGGGAUCGGAGAUUUUACCCAAGAAGAGUUUCCCGAUCCUGUUCCACGCUGUCAUCGGCAAGGACGCGCGCGAGCGGUCGUCGCCGUCGUUCUUCAACAUUGAGGAGGCAUCACUGGUCAAGAAAUACUGCGCCUCUUUGCUGAGUGAUCGGAAGCAUCAGCUGCGCCCGCAGGAUAUCGGUGUCAUCACGCCGUACCAUGCGCAGACGCAAAAGAUUGCGAGCUUGGUCGACCGGGACGAUAGGUUGCGAGGCAUUACUGUAGGGAGUAUUGAGCAGUUCCAGGGCCAGGAACGGCGCGUCAUCAUCAUUUCGACCGUUCGUAGUAGCGAGGAUUUCCUGGUGUCGGAUAUUCGUCGCAUGCUUGGAUUUGUGGCAAACCCACGACGGUUCAAUGUCGCGAUCACCCGCGCCCAGGCGAUGCUCAUCGUCGUUGGUAACCCAAGAAUCUUGUCGCUCGAUAUCAACUGGCGCGGCUUCAUGAACUACGUUCACAACAAGGGCGGCUGGCGAGGCGUACCCAUUACCUGGGAUCCAAAGGAGGACCUGGACCCGGGACCGGAGGGCUAUGACGGGAAGAUGAAUCAGCUAGCAGCGGAGCAGGCGAAGGUGUUGCUGCAGCAGCUGCGGUCGACGAUCGCGCAGGACGAGGAGGGAGGGGUGGAGGUGGAUUUAUCGGAUGACGAUUCGGAUGAGAGUGUGGAUGAUGCUCCUGCGGUUUUCCGCGAAGUCGAGUAACCCGAAGGCCUCGCGCUUCUGUACUGACCAUUCUUGACACGACACUGACGAUGUAUGUAGCAUACUGACAUUGUUUUUGCCCGCUCAAAAGUUGAACAUCUCGCACGUGACUUUUGCGUGGCCUGGC